Molecule: messenger RNA, 2982 nt
Organism: Sitophilus oryzae (rice weevil)
Lineage: Eukaryota; Metazoa; Arthropoda; Insecta; Coleoptera; Curculionidae
Product: AMMECR1-like protein
Exons: 4
Coding region: 134-841 (235 amino acids)
Source: RefSeq, a predicted model, not a curated record
GACAGACAUAAAGCUAGGAGCAGAAAAUUGCGAAAUCCUUUUCGCAAUUCUUGCGCGAUCGAUAACCAGUGUCAGGCAGUCAGCUGUUCCAGUUGUGCUUUUCGUUUUUAGGUUGGGAGAGAAAGCGCGAGAAAUGGCUGCGGGUUGUUGUGGUACCAAGAAGCAGAAGCUGAACAAUUCGUCCACGGUGCCCACUACUAAUGGUACCACCUCAGCCCCUAGCUACGGCCUGAUCAGCGCCAACGGCACAGGAAUGGUCGCGUUGCCCGAAAUGUGUUUCUUUUGUUUCGACGUGCUCUACUGCCAAUUGUACAAUUUGGCACCCCCAAAAACGCCACCCUUCAGCAACGACGCUUAUCCCCUGUUUGUAACAUGGAAAAUAGGCAAAGAUAAGAGACUGCGAGGGUGUAUAGGAACAUUUAACGCUAUGAACCUCCAGUCAGGGCUGCGAGAGUACGCUAUAACCAGUGCUUUUAAAGACUCGCGAUUCAGCCCAAUUACUAGGGACGAAUUUUCGAAAUUAAGUGUCUCCGUGUCGAUUUUAAGACAUUUUGAGGACGGAGACGACUAUAUGGACUGGGAAGUGGGCACUCAUGGAAUUCGAAUCGAAUUUGUUAAUGAAAAAGGGAAUAAACGUACAGCUACAUACCUUCCAGAGGUUGCUUCGGAACAAGGGUGGGAUAGACUUCAAACUAUUGACUCACUCCUAAGAAAAGGAGGUUUUAAGUCGAUAAUAUCCCACGACGUGCGUAGGACCAUUAAACUGACACGGUAUCAGAGUGAAAAGAUUACGGUAAGCUACCAGGACUACAUGAACCACUGGAACAGCCAGCGCUGCUAGCAGCUAGUGUGGGGGCGCCCCGCUACGGUCUUCGCGCCCCCACCACCUCCAUACUCUCACGUCGGUAGGCACCCCCCUCCGCAUUACCGCAGCGCUCUGACCUUGGCCGCCCUUUCAGUCGCCGCCGCCCGCGUACUCCACCAGCGCCGCCCCUCCCACCUUCGUCGUCGUCCAGCCCUCGUCGCCCAUGCCACCGCCCUUCGGCCGGUACGUCUUGCCCGCGCCCAUGACGCUCUGGUGGCACGAGCAGUACGCCGCGGGCGCCGGCGCGCUAGGCCACGCCUCGCAGUCACGUGACCUCGAGUCGCCGUACAGGGAGGGCGGAGCCACGCUGCCGCCGCCCCUCUAUCCGAAACACAAGUGACCCCUGCGGUGCCUGAUGCGGUUGUGCUACUGUUCCAAGUUAUAGCGCACGUAUUUCGUCGGAUACCAGUCGAUAUAGAGCGUAGUAGAUACACCUAGGUCAUAUAUAAACGUUCGUGUAAAGUUUUUGAUAUUAUAAACUACAAUUAUCUCUAUUUUUAUUUUUUUAAACGUGUGAAAUUUCAAAAUAUAAUAGUAUAUCGUUUUAACAGGAGUAAAAAUGAUACUUCUUCUGGCGAGGCUAUACAUUUUUACUCCGAAUAGAACAUGCUAUUUUUUUCAAACGUUCACAAAUAAUUUUUUAGACCAUUUCAAACGUCCCAAAUAAUAUAAAAAGUAAUACCUUUUAAGUAAUUAAUUUCCCAGAAUAAACAUUGGGUACACUCGUUGAAUUUGACACUUAAUGUGAGUUUAAUAAUAUAUUUUUGUACUUUUGCGCUUAGGCGUUAAAAUGACUCUUAUAUUGUCAAUCACGUUGAAAAAAUGAAUACUUUUGUAGAAUUUGAAAAAAAAACAAUAUAAUAGUUAUAUUCACUGUUGCCAACUCAGUAGAAAUCCCACAAAAUCUAGUAGGCUUCCCAGAAGCCUAGGAAGGAAAUUUUAUCGUUACUAGGUCAGUAGGAUUAUUGGUAGGUUAUGUUUUGCAAUAAUUUCAAGAAAUAAAACACCAUUUAGCAGACUCAAAAUUAUUAAAACAGAUAGGUACAUUGUGAACACCCAAAAUUUGAUUAAACUAAUGCCAUCGUUGAACUAUAGGUAUUCCCAAUAUCACAAGGGGGAUCCCAUCGUCUGGGAUUUACACAACGUAUUUCGCACCCUUCAUUCCGCAUAUACCGUAUGAUCGAAAAUAAAAACGGCGUCAGUCAUUUUAUAUGUAAAAUUAUAUGGGAAAUGUCAUCGAUCGUCAUUUCCGAACUAACUGGAUGCCGAUUUUUUUUCGAUCAUACGGUAUAUGCCAUCAUAAUCAAGCUGAGAUGAAAGCAUAGUUAACAGCCAGCAGGAAAACUAUGUUUUCCAUUUUUUUUUAUUUAAUAAAAUUGAACUUUUGAAAUUUUGGGAAAAUUUUGAAGAUUUGGUAGGAUUCUAGUAGGAUUAUGGCUCUGAUUUAGGACGAUUAGCGAAGAGUUGGCAACACUGACAUGUUACUAACGAUUUUGAAGUAGUUCUUACACACGACGUAAUAUAUAUGAUCUAGAAAAUUAAUUAAAAUGGGUUUGAUAUCAGAAAAUGUCGCACAAAAAUAUUUAAUAAAGUUACGUGUUGCAAUACAUACGCUUGAUCAGUGGCGUACCAUUUUAACUUGUUAUUUUUUACAUUGAUACUGUCUGUUUUUGAAGCUUCUUUUCAAAGAUUCAUAAAAACAUCCUUCUAAACCAAGUCCAGACACAAUGUUUUUACAGAUUUAUACACUUUUUUUGAGUAAAAUAAACAAUAAAAAAAACCUAUAUAGUUUAAAAUAUUGUUAAUACUUGUGUGACAUUUUUUGUAUAAACUCCCACCUCUUACAAAACUAUGACAGGAACCGUAGCUAAACCACGUGAGGCACAAGAAGAAAGAAAAAAAAAACACCGAAAACGACCUCUACAAUACACAGAGACAUAGACUAAAAAUGGAAGGCAAAAAAAAUGGAGAAUCAUGAUGAGCUCACGAAGAAACCAUGUGCCUAGACAGCUACGCACAGACUUUAGUAGUUUGUUUAAAUGUCGUGUCAUACUUCUAGCGCCAUCUGUGAUACGGUAGGAACAUUCAAGACACCGUUUUUACCACAAAAAAAAAAA